Chinchilla lanigera (long-tailed chinchilla) is the source of this 2645-nucleotide messenger RNA. It is a transcript of the gene Slc5a4, whose product is annotated as low affinity sodium-glucose cotransporter-like. The record is from RefSeq and is a predicted model, not a curated record. Gene Ontology annotation, molecular function: D-glucose:sodium symporter activity. Gene Ontology annotation, cellular component: plasma membrane. The transcript has 15 exons. Lineage: Eukaryota; Metazoa; Chordata; Mammalia; Rodentia; Chinchillidae. Gene Ontology annotation, biological process: sodium ion transport; transmembrane transport. The coding region runs from base 36 to 1970 and encodes 644 amino acids.
CUCACUGCAUGUGAGAGAGCAGCUUGAACCUGCAGAUGCAUGUUGACUGCCGGUUAAUCCGGAGGCCUCCACAGAGAGACACACCAGUGGAAGGGAGCAGUGGAUGCAGAGGACUGCGGUGGCUGGCAAUGCUGAAGACCAACCGAGGCACAAUUGGUGGUUUCUUCUUGGCUGGUCGAGAUACGACCUGGUGGCCAAUGGGUGCAUCCCUCUUUGCCAGUAAUAUCGGCAGUGGUCACUUUGUGGGCUUGGCUGGAACAGGAGCAGCUUCAGGAAUUGCUGUUACAGCAUUUGAAUCUCAUUCCUUGCUGCUAUUGCUGGUUCUAGGGUGGUUCUUUGUCCCCAUCUACAUCAAGGCAGGGGUGAUGACUAUGCCAGAAUAUCUCAAGAAGAGGUUUGGCGGGAAUCGACUGCAGGUCUACCUCUCCGUCCUCUCCCUCUUCAUGUGUGUGGCUUUGAGAAUUUCUGCAGACAUAUUUGCUGGGGCCAUAUUUAUAAAGCUAGCUUUGGGGUUGGACCUUUACCUGGCGAUCAUCAUCCUCCUGGCUAUCACUGCUGUUUAUACCAUCACUGGGGGCUUGGCCUCAGUGAUUUACACAGACACUCUCCAAACUGUCAUCAUGUUGAUUGGAUCUUUUAUUCUCAUGGUGUUUGCAUUUGUUGAAGUUGGGGGCUAUGAAAGCUUUACAGAGAAGUACAUGAAUGCCAUCCCAUCUGUAACUGAGGGGGACAAUCUGACCAUCAGCCCCAGGUGCUACACUCCUCAGGCAGACUCCUUCCACUUCUUCCGAGAUGCUGUCACCGGAGAUAUUCCAUGGCCGGGAAUAAUAUUUGGAAUACCCAUCACAGCUCUGUGGUACUGGUGCACGGAUCAGGUUAUUGUACAGCGUUGCUUAUCUGGCAAAGACAUGUCUCAUGUGAAGGCGGCCUGCAUUAUGUGUGGAUAUUUAAAAUUGUUGCCCUUGUUCUUCAUGGUAAUGCCUGGAAUGAUCAGCCGUAUUCUCUAUACAGAUAUGGUAGCCUGUGUUGUACCUUCUGAGUGUGUAAAACACUGUGGUGUUGAUAUUGGCUGCACUAACUAUGCCUACCCAACAAUGGUGCUGGAACUCAUGCCUGCUGGACUUCGAGGUCUGAUGAUGUCAGUCAUGUUGGCCUCUCUCAUGAGCUCCCUGACCUCCAUCUUCAACAGUGCCAGCACUCUCUUCACUAUAGACCUCUAUGCAAAGGUGCGGAAGCAGGCAUCAGAGAAAGAGCUCCUGAUAGCUGGACGGCUAUUUGUUGUUGUAUUAAUUGUCCUCAGCAUACUGUGGGUCCCCUUAGUAGAGGUAUCUCAAGGGGGACAACUGAUCCACUACACAGAAGCAAUUUCAAGCUACCUUGGGCCUCCAAUUGCAGCUGUCUUCCUGCUUGCCAUUUUCUGUAAACGAGUUAAUGAACAAGGAGCGUUCUGGGGUCUGAUGGUUGGACUUGUUAUGGGCAUUAUUCGUAUGAUUGCAGAGUUUGUCCAUGGAACAGGAAGUUGUGUGGCUCCGACAAACUGUCCCAAGAUUAUCUGUGGAGUGCACUAUCUGUACUUUUCCAUCAUUCUCUUUGCUGUAUCUAUAAUAGUUGUCCUGGGAAUUUCCUUCCUAACAAAACCCAUUCCUGAUGUCAAUUUGUAUCGCCUGUGCUGGGCUCUUCGGAACAGUGAAGAGGAAAGAAUUGAUUUAGACGCAGAUGACAAAAGGCCAAAAGAAACUGAAAAUGGUGUUGAAGAGCAUCCUGAGAAAUCUCGUGGGUGUCUCCGGAAGAUGUAUGACUUAUUCUGUGGUUUACAAGACACAGGGCCCAAGUUGAGCAAAGAAGAGGAAGAAGCCCUUAAGAAGAAACUCACAGACACAUCAGAGAAGCCCUUGUGGAAAACUAUAGCGAACAUCAAUGCCAUCAUCUCCCUGGCUGUGACAGUUUUUUUCUAUGCCUAUUUUGCCUGAACUCUAAGCCAUUAUAAACCAUUGGUUAAACAAAGGGUAAUUUCAUCUAUUUGCAUUUUAUACUUAAUUGUAACAGCAAGGAACCACAUAUAUGUGGUGGCCACAUAAAAUUAAGGUUCAGAUCUACAGCAACAGAGAAGAGCCACAUCAUGAUUUUAUAUUUAUGAAAGUAAGUUUAUUAUAAAAGUAAUACAGACACAAGCACAGUCCAAUAAUAUAUUACCACAUGAUGACACAAGGGGCAGCACCAAAGAUGAUGGGGAAGGAUCUUGUAGGAGACGGAGCUUUUAGCAGACAAGAAACAAAAUAUUAACACUGUACUGAGUUUUAAUUUCUUAAGUACUAUGUUCAGAUAAAAGUGGUUUGGUGCCAACAGCCCUACACAUCUUAAAGCAGAGUAUCUUAGGUCUGGACAAAAACUAAGAAUGCUCUCACAGCACACUCAAGGGUAGCUGUACAUAAUAUUUCUUUCCCAGAGGAAAUAGCCAGUUUCUCUGCCAAAAGGCAGCAACCAAGGUAAUUUUAGCAAACACCUGCAUUUAGCUGACUCACAUCAUUUUAACACUUUUCCUGACAUGUGUGGAAAAGGGAGAUUAGACAUUAGUAAUUUUUUUUAUUUUACACAAGAACUGUAGUUAUUUCACCCUUUUCAUUCCUCACUGCAUGAAUUUGAGU